Molecule: messenger RNA, 805 nt
Organism: Phymastichus coffea
Lineage: Eukaryota; Metazoa; Arthropoda; Insecta; Hymenoptera; Eulophidae
Exons: 3
Coding region: 103-636 (177 amino acids)
Source: RefSeq, a predicted model, not a curated record
UAAAAAAGCCGGUGACAAUCUGUCGUUUCAUCUUUGUUGCAUAUGCAAAAGAACGUUGACAAGUUAAACGUUAUCUUUUUAUUGUGAACAUUUCAAGUGAAAAUGAGAAACGUGGAAAUAAAAGCGAAAGUUGACAACAUCGAUGAAGUUGAGAAAAAGGCAAUUGAAUUGAGCGAUACUCCGCUUAAGGUUAUCAAUCAACAUGAUAUUUUUUUUCACAUACCCGUUAAACAAGCUACAAAUGGUGGUAGAUUAAAAUUACGUGAGUUUGAGGAUGACACUGGUGAACUGAUUUAUUAUGAACGACCUGAUAUACAAGGUCCAAAACUCUCUAACUAUACAAAAGUAUAUUUAGAUUCUGACAGAAGAAAGAAUUUGAGAGAAGUUUUGACUCAAUCUAAUGGUAUUUUAGGAACUGUUGAGAAAACUAGACAUCUAUACUUAGUGGGUCAAACACGUAUUCAUAUUGAUCGAGUUCUUGGCUUAGGUAAUUUUAUGGAGCUUGAGGUUGCCCUAGAUUAUGGUGAUGAUCCAGCAAAAGGAGAAGAAAUUGCCAAAAAGCUCAUGAAAGAACUUGGAGUUUCAGAUAGUUCCUUACUGAGUGGUGCUUAUUUGGACAUGGUAUUGAAAAAAUAAAAGAGACAUCGUUUUGAUUAAAAUAUUAUUUAUAACAGUAUUUUGAUCCAUUUGAUUCAGGCCCCUUCAACAAUUCUAAUCUAACUUAAUAUAUUCUAAAAAUAUGUAUAAAAACAAAUAAGCUAAGAUGAUGAAUACAUAUUUUUGUACUUCUAAGUAAAUUCUAAGU